This is a messenger RNA of Rotaria socialis, 543 nucleotides long. Lineage: Eukaryota; Metazoa; Rotifera; Eurotatoria; Philodinida; Philodinidae. The record is from the annotation of a GenBank genome assembly.
AUGCGAAUACGUUUUGGUAUCAAUGAAAACAACGAAAUAUUAGCUAUUGUUUAUGCUUGUAACUUGAUGUGUCUCACCAUUGUACAAACCAGAAACCUACAUAUUCUAGAGACAUCUCAAGAAACAGUAUUCAAGCUGCGUAUGCCCAAUGUGACAUCAAUUUACAGAAACUUAUAUUGCGUUAUACCGUACAGUGAGUGUCAUUGCUCAAGUGUAUCAGCAGAAUACUGUCUUACUGAUAAACACAUUAAAAGAAAUCGCAGUCUACCGUUAAUUGCAAUCGUAUUACAAGUUUUCCUAUUUCGAAAACUUAUUUUAUCGAUUGAAGAUCCAAUAUAUUCUCUUGUUUAUAUUUCGUGGGCCGUUGCUCUAUCGAUCUUUAUUGGUAUUUUUGUUUUAACUUCUAGAAAUAGUUGUUAUCUACCCAGCAUAGCUGGAAGUUUUAGUAUUAUUACUUAUUUACUUUUUGCCUUUGUUUGCUAUGGAGUUCAUUGUGCUUCUCCACCUGACCCAUUACUUCGACAACAUCGCUACCUUAUUUAA